AUGAAACCUCGACGGGUGAUUAGCAACUACGAAACGUUAAUUUCACUCAUUUCAAAUGAAGGUUCAACUAUUUUAGUGAUAUCCCCGAAUCAGACAGCUAAAUUGCGUCCUUUACGUUCCGAAUUCGACUGUAAAGGAAGACUGCAUCUUGAUGAUAAUGCUAAAAUAAAACCUUUACUUCUUUGUAUCUUUGAAAGAAACGUUUUCUUUCUUUCUUCCUUUCUUUGGAGAAGAGUCGGUGCGGCUGAGAAGGGAGAGAAAAGUAUAUCUAUCUAUCUAUCUAUCUAUCUAUCUAUCUAUCUAUCUAUCUAUCUAUCUCGGAGAGCUAUGCUUUGUCGCGCGUGCGAGACGCAUGCGCAAAAUGCCGUCGGCGAGUAUCUAUUUUUCCUUCCGAAAAAAAUUCUCAAACCCAUAGUCUGUUUCUUCUGUUUUUUCUCACUUUUAUUCAUGGUCAUCUUGACUAUCAAUUAUUCGUUGCUGUUCCUCGUGUCUGACUUCCUGUCUGCUCCAUUGUUUGAUUAUACUUCCUCUUUGUUUCAUUCUUUCUCUCCACAUAAACUCAUUCCCUUUCCUUCUUUACACGUACUUUUUCGUUUUUUUUUAAACGUGUUCUUCUUUUCUUUAUUUGCGCUAUUUCUAUCGACAUUCUUAUUGGCUAUUCUUAUCCGUUCUUUUGUUGUGUCUAUCUUUUCAUUUCCUCUCCUUAUCUGCCUAUCAUUCUCUUUAGUCUGGUCUUUCUCUUUUUCCUUUUUUUCUCUCUUUGAUCUCUUUCUCGCAUUUUCUAUGAUUUUCGUCUUCAUAUUAUCUAGAUGGAUCCUUUUCUAUUAUUCACUUCUUUGCAUUUCUUAUACCGUUACUUCAGCUCGUAUCCUUUCCUUUUCUUUCAUUCACGACUUUGCAUUUUACCUUCGAUUUAUUCAGGUAUUAUCAUUUAUAGAUCCCUUUUUAUCUUUCACUUCUUUGCAUUUCUUUUACUGUCUCUUCAGCUCGUAUCCUUUCCUUUCCUUUCAUUCACUACUUUGCAUUUUACCUUCGAUUUCUUCAGCUCGUAUCCUCUCCUUUCAUUCACUACUUUGCAUUUUACCUUCGAUUUCUUCAGGUAUUAUCAUUUAUAGAUCCCUUUUUAUCUUUCAAUUCUUUGCAUUUCUUUUACCGUCUCUUCAGCUCGUAUCCUCUCCUUUCAUUCACUACUUUGCAUUUUACCUUCGAUUUCUUCAGGUAUUAUCAUUUAUAGAUCCCUUUCUAUCUUUCACUUCUUUGCAUUUCUUUUACUGUCUCUUCAGCUCGUAUCCUUUCCUUUCCUUUCAUUCACUUCUUUGCAUUUUACCUUCGAUUUCUUCAGGUAUUAUCAUUUAUAGAUCCCUUUUUAUCUUUCAAUACUUUGCAUUUCUUGUACCGUCUCUUCAGCUCGUAUCCUCUCCUUUCAUUCACUACUUUGCAUUUUACCUUCGAUUUAUUCAGGUAUUAUCAUUUAUAGAUCCCUUUUUAUCUUUCACUUCUUUGCAUUUCUUUUACUGUCUCUUCAGCUCGUACCUUUCCUUUCAUUCACUACUUUGCAUUUUACCUUCGAUUUCUUCAGGUAUAAUCAUUUAUAGAUCCCUUUUUAUCUUUCAAUACUUUGCUUUUCUUGUACCGUCUCUUCAGCUCGUAUCCUCUCCUUUCAUUCACUACUUUGCAUUUUACCUUCGAUUUCUUCAGGUAUUAUCAUUUAUAGAUCCCUUUUUAUCUUUCAAUUCUUUGCAUUUCUUUUACCGUCUCUUCAGCUCGUAUCCUCUCCUUUCAUUCACUACUUUGCAUUUUACCUUCGAUUUCUUCAGCUCGUAUACUUUCCUUUCCUUUCAUUCACUAAUUUGCAUUUUUCCUUCGAUUUCUUCAGGUAUUAUCAUUUAUAAAUCCCUUUCUGUCUUUCACUUCUUUGCAUUUCUUUUACCGUCCAUUCAGCUCGUAUCCUUGCCUUUCCUUUCAUUCACUACUUUGCAUUUUACCUUCGAUUUCUUCAGUUCUUUUACCGUCUCUUCAGCUUUCCUUUCGUAUCUUUCAAUCACUACUUUCCUUUUGCAUUUUACCUUCGAUUUCUUCAGCUCGUAUCCUUUCCUUUCCUUUCAUUCACUACUUUGCAUUUUACCUUCGAUUUCUUCAGGUAUUAUCAUUUAUAGAUCCUUUUUAUCUUUCAAUUCUUUUGCAUUUCUUUUACCGUCUUACUUCAGCUCGUAUUAUCUCUCUCCUUUCAUUCACUACUUUGCAUUUUACCUUCAUUUCUUCAGCUCGUAUACUUCCUUUCAUUUACAUUCACUACUUUGCAUUUUCCUUUUUCUUCAGGUAUUAUCAUUUAUAGAUCCCUUUUUAUCUUUCAAUUCUUUGCAUUUCUUUUACCGUCUCUUCAGCUCGUAUCCUUUCUUUCCUUUCAUUCACUACUUUGCAUUUUACCUUCGAUUUCUUCAGCUCGUAUCCUCUCCUUUCAUUCACUACUUUGCAUUUUACCUUCGAUUUCUUCAGGUAUUAUCAUUUAUAGAUCCCUUUUUAUCUUUCACUUCUUUGCAUUUCUUUUACUGUCUCUUCAGCUCGUAUCCUUUCCUUUCCUUUCAUUCACUACUUUGCAUUUUACCUUCGAUUUCUUCAGGUAUUAUCAUUUAUAGAUCCCUUUUUAUCUUUCAAUUCUUUGCAUUUCUUUUACCGUCUCUUCAGCUCAUCCCUUUUUAUCUUUCACUUCUUUGCAUUUCUUUUACCGUCUCUUCAGCUCGUAUCCUUUCCUUUCCUUUCAUUCACUACUUUGCAUUUUACCUUCGAUUUCUUCAGGUAUUAUCAUUUAUAGAUCUCUUUCUAUCUUUCACUUCUUUGCAUUUCUUUUACCGUCUCUUCAGCUCGUUUUUUUGCAUUUUUCCUUCGAUUUCUUCAGGUAUUAUCAUUUAUAAAUCCCUUUUUGUCUUUCCUUCUUUUGCAUUUCUUUUACCGUCUCUUCAGCUCGUAUCCUUUCCUUUUUUCAUUCACUACUUUGCAUUUUACCUUCGAUUUCUUCAGGUAUUAUCAUUUAUAGAUCCUUUUUAUCUUUCACUUCUUUUUGCAUUUCUUUUACCGUCUCUUCAGCUCGUAUCCUCUUCCUUUCAUUCACUACUUUUUUUGCAUUUUACCUUCGAUUUCUUCAGCUCGUACUGUCUCUUUCAUUCAGCUACUUUGUUUUUUACCUUCGAUUUCUUCAGGUAUUAUCAUUCAUCCCUUUUUGCUUUUUCUUUGCAUUUCUUUUACCGUCUCUUCAGGUUUAUCAUUUAUAGAUUUCUUUUUACUUUCGUCUUGCUUUUCUUGCUCGUAUCUUCAGCUCGUAUCCUUUCCUUUCACUACUUUGCAUUUUACCUUCGAUUUCUUCAGCUUUAUCCGUCUCUUUCAUUCUCGUUUGCCUUUUUUUCCUUUCAUUCUUCUACUUUGCAUUUUACCUUCGAUUUCUUUCAAUUUUGCAUUUCAUUUAUAAAUCCUUUCAGCUCGUUCCUCACUUUCUUUCACUAUUUGCUUUUACCGUCUCUUUCUUCAGGUAUUAUCAUUUAUAGAUCCAAUUCUUUGCAUUUCUUUUUACUUUCCUUUCAUUCACUUACUUUUCAGCAUUUUUUCCUUUCGAUUUCUUCAGGUAUUAUCAUUUAUAGAUCCCUUUCAGGUAUUAUCUUUCACUUCUUUGCAUUUCUUUUACCGUCUCUUCAGCUCGUAUCCUUUCCUUUCCUUUCAUUCACUACUUUGCAUUUUACCUUCGAUUUCUUCAGAUCCCUUUUUAUCUUUCAAUUCUUUGCAUUUCUUUUACCGUCUCUUCAGCUCGUAUCCUCUCCUUUCAUUCACUACUUUGCAUUUUACCUUCGAUUUCUUCAGGUAUUAUCAUUUAUAGAUCCCUUUUUAUCUUUCAAUUCUUUGCAUUUCUUUUACCGUCUCUUCAGCUCGUAUCCUAUCCUUUCCUUUCAUUCACUACUUUGCAUUUUUCCUUCGAUUUCUUCAGGUAUUAUCAUUUAUAGAUCACUUUUUUAUCUUUCACUUCUUUGCAUUUCUUUUACUGUCUCUUCAGCUCGUAUCCUUUCCUUUUUCUUCAGCUCGUAUUCUUUUUUUCCUUUUUUACUACUUUUGCAUUUUUCCUUCUUUCUUCAGGUAUUAUCAUUUAUAGAUCCUUUUAUCUUUCACUUCUUUGCAUUUUGUUAUCUCUUUCAAUUUCUUUCACUUUUGCAUUUUACUUCGAUUUCUUCAGGUAUUAUCUUUAUAGAUCAGCUCGUAUCCUUCUUUGCUUUCCGUUCUUCACUCGUAUCCUUUCUUUUCAUUUUUUUUAUUUUACCUUCGAUUUCUUCAGGUAUUAUCAUUUAUAGAUCCCUUUUUAUCUUUCACUUCUUUGUAUUUCUUUUACCGUUACUUCUGCUCGUAUCCUCUCCUUUCAUUCACUACUUUGCAUUUUACCUUCGAUUUCUUCAGGUAUUAUCAUUUAUAGAUCCCUUUUUAUCUUUCACUUCUUUGCAUUUCUUUUACUGUCUCUUCAGCUCGUAUCAUUUCCUUUCCUUUCAUUCACUUUUUGCAUUUUACCUUCGAUUUCUUCAGGUAUUAUCAUUUAUAGAUCCCUUUUUUAUCUUUCAAUACUUUUGCAUUUCUUUUACCGUCUCUUCAGCUCGUAUCCUUUCCACUUUCAUUUUACAUUCACUACUUUAUCAUUUUACCUUUUCAAUUUCUUCAGGUAUUAUCAUUUUCAGCUCCUUUUAUCUUUCAAUUCUUUUGCCUUUCAUUCACUACUUUGCAUUUUACCUUCGAUUUCUUCAGGUAUUAUCAUUUAUAGAUCCCUUUUCUUCAGGUAUUUCAAUUCUUUGCAUUUCUUCUUUCCGUCUUGCUUCAGCUUACAUCCCUUUUAUCUUUCAAUUCUUUUGCAUUUCUUUUACCGUCUCUUCAGCUCGUAUCCUUUCCUUUCAUUCACUACUUUGCAUUUUUCAGCUCAUGAUUUCUUCAGGUAUUAUCAUUUAUAGAUCCUUUUUCUUUCAAUUCUUUGCAUUUCUUUUACCGUCUCUUCAGCUCGUAUCCUUUCCUUUCCUUUCAUUCACUUUUGCAUUUUACCUUCUUUUUCAGGUAUUAUCAUUUAUAGAUCCCUUUUUAUCUUUCAAUUCUUUUGCAUUUCUUUUACCGUCUCUUCAGCUCGUAUCCUCUCCCUUUCAUUCACUACUUUGCAUUUUACCUUCGAUUUCUUCAGGUAUUAUUUUUAUAGAUCCCUUUUAUCUUUCACUUCUUUUUGCAUUUCUUUUUUUACCGUCUCUUCAGCUCGUAUCCUUUCCUUUCCUUUUCAUUCACUACUUUUGCAUUUUACCUUCGAUUUCUUCAGGUAUUAUCAUUUAUAGAUCCCUUUUUUAUCUUUCAAUUCUUUGCAUUUCUUUUACCGUCUCUUCAGCUCGUAUCCUUUUUUUCAUUCACUACUUUGCAUUUUACCUUCGAUUUCUUCAGGUAUUAUCAUUUAUAGAUCCCCUUUUAUCUUUCAAUUCUUUGCAUUUCUUUUACCGUCUCUUCAGCUCGUAUCCUUUCCUUUCUUUCAUUCAUUCUACUUUUGCAUUUUACCUUCGAUUUCUUCAGGUAUUAUCAUUUAUAGAUCCCUUUUUUAUCUUUCACUUUUGCAUUUUUUUUUUACUCUCUUCAGCUCGUAUCCUUCUUUCCUUUCAUUCACUACUUUGCAUUUUACCUUCGAUUUCUUCAGGUAUUAUCAUUUAUAAAUCCCUUUUUAUCUUUCACUUCUUUGCAUUUAUAGAUCCCCUUUUUCAUUCACUCUUUCAUUUCUUUCAGCUCGUAUCCUUUCCUUUCCUUUCAUUCACUUUUUGCAUUUUACCUUCGAUUUCUUCAGGUAUUAUCAUUUAUAGAUCCCUUUUUAUCUUUCACUUUGCAUUUUUGCUUUUUACCGUCUCUUCAGCUCGUAUCCUUUCCUUUCUUUCAUUCACUACUUUGCAUUUUACCUUCGAUUUCUUCAGCUCGUAUCCUUUCCUUUCUUUCAUUCACUACUUUGCAUUUUACCUUCGAUUUCUUCAGGUAUUAUCAUUUAUAGAUCCUUUUAUCUUUCAAUUCUUUUGCAUUUCUUUUUUACCGUCUCUUCAGCUCGUAUCCUCUCCUUUCCUUUCAUUCACUACUUUGCAUUUUACCUUCGAUUUCUUCUCAGGUAUUAUCAUUUAUAGAUCCCUUUUUAUCUUCAUUCCUUUUUAUCUUUCAGCUCGUAUCCUUUUGCAUUCACUUCUUUUGUAUUUUCUUUCAGCUCGUAUCCUUUAUAGAUCCUUUUAUUCACUUCUUUUUUCUUUUAUUUUUCAGCUCGAUUUUCUUUCAUAUUUUUGCAUUUACCUACGAUUUAUUCAGGUAUUAUCAUUUAUAGAUCCCUUUUUUAUCUUUCACUUCUUUGCAUUUCUUUUACCGUCUCUUCAGCUCGUAUCCUUUCCCUUUCAUUCACUACUUUGCAUUUUACCUUCGAUUUCUUCAGAUCCCUUUAUCUUUCACUUCUUUGUAUCCUUCUUCAGCUCGUAUCCUCCCUUUCAUUCACUACUUUGCAUUUUACCUUCGAUUUCUUCAGGUAUUAUCAUUUAUAGAUCCCUUUUUAUCUUUCAAUUCUUUUGCAUUUCUUUUACCGUCUCUUCAGCUCGUAUCCUCUCCUUUCAUUCACUACUUUGCAUUUUACCUUCAGAUUUCUUUUCAGGUAUUAUCAUUUAUAGAUCCCUUUUAUCUUUCAAUUCUUUUGCAUUUCUUUUACCGUCUCUUCAGCUCGUAUCCUCUCCUUUCAUUCACUACUUUGCAUUUUACCUUCGAUUUUCUUCAGGUAUUAUCAUUUAUAGAUCCUUUAUCUUUCAAUUCUUUGCAUUUCUUUUUUACCGUCUCUUCAGCUCGUAUCCUUUCCUUUUCCUUUCAUUCACUACUUUGCAUUUUUUUAUACCUUCGAUUUCUUCAGGUAUUAUCAUUUAUAGAUCCCUUUUAUCUUUCAAUUCUUUGCAUUUCUUUUACCGUCUCUUCAGCUCGUAUCCUUUCCUUUUUUUUCACUACUUUGCAUUUUACCUUCGAUUUCUUCAGGUAUUAUCAUUUAUAGAUCCCUUUUUAUCUUUCAAUUCUUUGCAUUUCUUUUACCGUCUCUUCAGCUCGUAUCCUUUUUACCUUUUCAUUCACUAUUCACUUGCAUUUUACCUUCGAUUUCUUCAGGUAUUAUCAUUUAUAGAUCCCUUUUUUAUCUUUCAAUUUUGCAUUUCUUUUUUACCGUCUCUUUCUGCUCGUAUCCUCCUUUCCUUUCAUUCACUACUUUGCAUUUUACCUUCGAUUUGGUAUUAUUUUAUAAAUCCUUUUAUUUCUUUGCAGGUUUACUGUCUUUAUAGAUCCUCUUUUUUCAUUCACUACUUUGCUUUUUGCAUUUCUUUUACUAUCAUUUAUAGAUCCCUUUCAGCUUUCUUUUACGUAUCAGCUUCCUUUCCUUUCCUUUCAUUCACUACUUUUGCAUUUUACCUUCGAUUUCUUCAGGGUAUUAUCAUUUAUAGAUCCCUUUUUCUCUUUCAAUUCUUUUGCAUUUCUUUUACCGUCUCUUCAGCUCAUCCUAUCCUUUCCUUUCAUUCACUACUUUUGCAUUUUACCUUCGAUUUCUUCAGGUAUUAUUCCAUUUAUUCCUUUUUAUACACUUCUUUGCAUUUUACCUUCGAUUUCUUCAGGUAUUCUUUUAGAUCCUUUUUUAUCUUUCAAUUUUUGCCUUUUCUUCUCCUUCAGCUCGUUCCUUUCCUUUCAUUCACUACUUUUGCAUUUUACCUUCGAUUUCUUCAGGUAUUAUCAUUUAUAGAUCCAUUUUAUUUCAAUUCUUUGCAUUUCUUUUACCGUCUCUUCAGCUCGUAUCCUUUCCUUUCAUUUCACUCACUUUGCAUUUUACCUUCGAUUUCUUCAGGUAUUAUCAUUUAUAGAUCCCUUUUUAUCUUUCACUUCUUUGCAUUUCUUUUUACCGUCUCUUUCAGCUCGUCCUCCUUUCCUUUCAUUCACUACUUUUGCAUUUUACCUUCGAUUUCUUCAGGUAUUAUCAUUUAUAGAUCCCUUUUUUAUCUUUCAAUUUUUUUGCAUUUCUUUUACCGUCUCUUCAGCUCGUAUCCUUUCCUUUCCUUUCAUUCACUACUUUGCAUUUUUACCUUCGAUUUCUUUACUGGUAUUAUCAUUUAUAGAUCCCUUUUUUUCUUUCAAUUCUUUUUGAUGCAUUUCUUUUACCGUCUCUUCAUCAGCUCGUAUCCUUUUCCUUUCCUUUCAUUCACUACUUUGCAUUUUACCUUCGAUUUCUUCAGCUCGUAUCCUUCUUCUUUUUCAUCCUUUCAUUUUACUUUCGAUUUUUGCAUUUAUAGAUCCAUUUUUUAUCUUUCAAUUCUUUUGCAUUUCUUUUUACCUUAUUAUCAUUUCUUUGCCUUUCAUUAUCCUUUUGCAUUUUACCUUCUUUCAAGUAUUAUCAUUUAUAGAUCCUUUUAUCUUUCAAUUUUGCAUUUCUUUUACUGUCUCUUCAGCUCGUAUCCUUUCCUUUCCUUUCAUUCACUACUUUGCAUUUUUUACCUUCGAUUUCUUCAGAUCCAUUUUUAUUUUUCACUUCUUUUGCAUUUUACCGUUACUUCAGCUAUCAUCCUUUCCUUUCCUUUCAUUCACUACUUUGCAUUUUACCUUCGAUUUCUUCAGGUAUUAUCAUUUAUAGAUCCUUUUUUCUUCUUUCAAUUUUUGCAUUUUUUUACCGUCUCUUCAGUUUAUGAUCCUUUCUUCCUUUCAUUCAUACUUUGCAUUUACCUUCGAUUUCUUCCCGUAUUAUCAUUUAUAGACCUUUUUAUCUUUCAUUUUUGCAUUUCUUUUUACUGUCUCUUCAGUUUAUCCUUUCCUUUCCUUUCAUUCACUACUUUCCAUUUUACAUUUGAUUUCUUCAGGUAUUAUCAUUUAUAG
This is a messenger RNA of Acanthosepion pharaonis, 8904 nucleotides long. The record is from the annotation of a GenBank genome assembly. Lineage: Eukaryota; Metazoa; Mollusca; Cephalopoda; Sepiida; Sepiidae.